Penicillium antarcticum is the source of this 1548-nucleotide messenger RNA. RefSeq names its product CDC2/CDK family serine/threonine-protein kinase. The transcript has 8 exons. Gene Ontology annotation, molecular function: cyclin-dependent protein serine/threonine kinase activity; ATP binding. The record is from RefSeq and is a predicted model, not a curated record. Bases 1 to 1548 code for a protein of 515 amino acids. NCBI's taxonomy places the organism in Eukaryota, Fungi, Ascomycota, Eurotiomycetes, Eurotiales, Aspergillaceae. Gene Ontology annotation, cellular component: nucleus. Gene Ontology annotation, biological process: protein phosphorylation.
AUGGCAAUCACAUCCCUUGAGAAAGACGGCAACGACCAAGCCCGAUUCCCCGGCUGUUCCAACAUUCGUGACUAUGAAUUUGUCGGGAAGCUUGGAGAAGGAACCUUUGGUGAGGUCUAUCGCGCAAGAUCAAAGAAAGACACGACGGUUGUGGCCCUCAAAAAGAUCUUGAUGCACCACGAAAAAGAAGGCUUUCCUAUCACUGCUAUUCGAGAGAUCAAGCUUCUCAAGGCGCUUUCGCACCCAAAUAUUUUGCAACUCAAAGAGAUGGCAAUCGAGCGAGGAAAAGGUGAUGGACGAAAGAAGCCUAGCAUGUACAUGGUCUUCCCAUAUAUGGAGCAUGACCUUUCGGGACUGCUAGAAAAUCCGGCUGUCCACUUUACCGAGCCCCAGAUCAAAUGCUAUUUGAUGCAACUCCUUGAGGGUCUCAAAUAUCUACAUGCAAGCCGCAUUUUACAUCGUGAUAUGAAAGCGGCAAACUUGCUGAUCAGCAAUGGCGGCCUUCUUCAGAUUGCUGAUUUCGGACUUGCUCGACCCUACGAUGAGCCCCCUCCGCAACCCGGCAAAGGAGGAGGAGAGGCCAAGAGAGAGUACACUGCUCUUGUUGUCACAAGAUGGUACCGCCCACCCGAGCUACUGCUACAAUUGAAACGCUACACCACUGCCAUUGAUCUGUGGGGAGUUGGCUGUGUGUUUGGCGAGAUGUUCAAAGGGAAGCCUAUACUCAUGGGCAACAGCGACCUCAACCAAGCGCAGUUAAUUUUCAGUCUUGUGGGCACUCCCACCGAGGAAAAUAUGCCUGGAUGGAGUUUGCUCCCAGGUUGCGAGGGCGUGAAGAACUUUGGAUUUAAGCGCGGGAACCUUGCGGAUUAUUUCAAGGACCUGAGUCCAACAGCAAUAUCCCUUCUAGGGGAGCUUCUCAAACUUGACUGGCGGAAACGAAUCAACGCCAUUGAUGCAUUGAAGCAUCCUUACUUUACCACUCCUCCGCUCCCAGCACGACCUGGAGAUAUUCCUCAGUUCUCAGACUCACAUGAACUUGAUCGAAAGAAGUUCCGCAGUCAGCGAGCACCAGUGCCUCCUGUUCCUGCCGUUGGUUCAGGCGAUACUCAGUCAAACAGUGGCUGGGGGAGCUCUGGCUCUCGCGGACCAGAUUCCAGAAACAGUCGCAUUCCCGGCGGUGCCCGAGGCAGACCAAAUGCUCCGGGCCACGGAAAUGCCCAACGCCGUGGGCCUUUCCCACCGUCGCAAAGAGAUACCGGAUUGCCCCCGCGUCCCCCGGUUCCCGCUCACCCGCCAUGGGAUGGGACCCAAGCCAACAGACCUGACGGAAGAGAUGACCAACGGCGAGAUCGAUAUGGCCAGGGCCGACCAGGAACCAGACCGGGGAACACCGACUCCUAUGUUCCAAACUAUGGUAACGCCCCUGAUCGUGCGCGAGACUCCAGCGCCAACCCCGACUGGCGUUCAAACAAUCGACAUGAUUACCGCCGGGAACCGAGAAGGAGGAGCCGUAGUCCUAGCUACAGGGAUGGGAGUCGCGGCUGA